GGCCUUUCGUCUUCCUCACUUCAGGUCGUCUUCGAGCAGCUCGUCCUCCUCCUCGCUGACUAGCUCCUCCUUUUCUCUUUCCUCUGUUCAGCGAUCGAGAAUUCAUUUUUGUGAGCCGCGUACUUGCUUUCGUCUGCUCGCGACAUGGAGGCAGCAAGCGCUCUGAUGGCCGCCUCCCCUUCUGCGGCUUUGCUCAGAGGUCGAAGCUUGGGCGUGAAAGCUGCUUGCCGAAGAAGACAGGUUUCGGUGAGAGCUUGCGCGGAGAGCGGCGAUGGGAAGAUUAUGAUUUCCAAAGACAAGAGUGGGUGGAAGAUCGAUUACUCAGGGGAGAAGCCGGCGACCCCUAUUUUGGAUACCAUCAAUUACCCUAUUCACAUGAAGAAUCUUUCCACGCAGGAUCUGGAGCAAUUAGCUGCGGAGCUGAGAGCUGAAAUUGUCUUCACUGUGGCCGAGACUGGUGGGCACUUGAGCUCCAGUUUGGGGGUGGUAGAUCUAUCAGUGGCUCUCCAUCACGUGUUCGAUACCCCUGAAGACAAGAUCAUUUUUGACGUCGGCCACCAAGCCUACCCCCACAAGAUAUUGACCGGAAGAAGGUCGAAGAUGCACACCAUCAGGCAAACCGACGGGCUCGCCGGAUUCCCCAAGAGAGAAGAGAGCGAGCACGAUGCCUUUGGUGUUGGUCACAGUUCCACAAGCAUCUCCGCAGGGCUUGGAAUGGCUGUUGCUAGGGAUUUGCAGGGGAAGAAGAACCAUGUCAUUGCGGUGAUUGGGGAUGGAGCCAUGACCGCAGGCCAAGCCUAUGAAGCCAUGAACAAUGCUGGCUACUUAGACUCUAACCUUAUCAUCGUGUUGAAUGACAAUAAACAAGUUUCACUUCCAACUGCAACCCUUGAUGGACCAGCAGCUCCUGUCGGGGCGCUUACUAAGGCCCUCACCAAGCUUCAAUCCAGCAACAAGUUCAGGAUGCUCCCGGAAGCAACCAAGGAUGUCACGAAGCAGAUCGGUGAGCAAACGCACAAGAUUGUUUCGAAGGUGGAUGAAUUUGCUCACGGAGUGAUGAGUGCCCCAGGUUCUUCUUUGUUCGAGGAACUCGGUCUGUACUACAUUGGGCCUGUAGAUGGGCAUAAUGUAGGCGACCUGGUUUCCAUUUUUGAGAAGGUGAAGUCCAUGCCAGCUUCGGGUCCUGUCCUCGUCCACAUUGUUACAGAGAAAGGAAAAGGGUAUCCUCAUGCAGAGGCUGCUGCCGAUAAGAUGCACGGUGUUGUGAAGUUUGAUCCUGAAACCGGGAAGCAAUUCAAGUCGAAGUCAUCCACUCUCUCGUACACACAGUACUUCGCGGAGUCUCUCAUCAAAGAGGCCGAGGUCGACGAUAAGAUUGUGGCUGUUCAUGCUGCCAUGGGCGGUGGCACAGGGCUGAAUUAUUUCCAAAAGAGGUUUCCUGAGAAGUGCUUCGAUGUGGGAAUUGCCGAGCAACAUGCAGUCACUUUUGCUGCCGGGUUGGCUGCAGAGGGCCUGAAGCCCUUCUGUGCCAUCUAUUCCUCGUUUCUGCAACGAGGAUAUGAUCAGGUGGUUCAUGAUGUGGACUUGCAGAAGAUUCCGGUUCGGUUUGCACUCGAUCGAGCUGGCCUCGUCGGUGCCGACGGACCUACACAUUGCGGGGCAUUCGACAUCACCUACAUGGCCUGCUUGCCCAACAUGAUCGUGAUGGCUCCAUCUGAUGAAGCUGAACUGAUGCAUAUGGUGGCCACAGCGGCAGCCAUUGAUGACAGACCUAGCUGCUUCAGAUUCCCUAGGGGCAAUGGAGUUGGAGUGCCCCUCCCUACAGGCUACAAAGGCACUCCUCUUGAGGUUGGGAAGGGUAGGAUUCUGAUGGAAGGAGAUAGAGUGGCCAUCCUCGGAUAUGGUUCCAUAGUUCAGACAUGCUUACAGGCUGCAGACUCACUUAAGACCCAUGGAAUCUUUACAACAGUGGCUGAUGCUCGGUUCUGUAAGCCUCUGGAUGUGGAACUGAUCAGGAGGCUGGUAGAUGAGCAUGAGAUACUGAUCACAGUGGAGGAGGGCUCCAUUGGAGGUUUCGGUUCGCAUGUCGCGCAGUUCUUGGGCCUGAAUGGCCUUCUGGAUGGACACCUCAAGCUGAGAUCAAUCUUUUUGCCUGACCGAUACAUCGACCACGGAUCGCCAAAGGACCAAGUCGAAGCGGCUGGACUUUCCUCCGAGCAGAUUGCAGGAACCGUGCUCAAUCUCUUGGGCAAACCGAAGGAAGCAUUGCACCUCCAAUGAAAAAAUCGGAGCAAUCAAAUAUGCAAUUACUACAGAACAACAAAAUUUAGAUUCAAGGGAAUAUGAGGGUUUGGAAUUAAUUGCAAAUACCACCCUUUGCCUUCCCAUCUUUUCGUUCUUCAUUGCUGCCUCAUCCUCGGUUCAAAUAUGUGAGAGGAUGAAUAUAAUUUAUCGAUCUGAUUCCAUUUAAUUCAAGCAAUUGGAAUAAGAAUUCUGUUUAUGACUUUUUA
Zingiber officinale is the source of this 2510-nucleotide messenger RNA. Its product is annotated as probable 1-deoxy-D-xylulose-5-phosphate synthase 2, chloroplastic. The record is from RefSeq and is a predicted model, not a curated record. Gene Ontology annotation, biological process: terpenoid biosynthetic process. Gene Ontology annotation, molecular function: 1-deoxy-D-xylulose-5-phosphate synthase activity. Lineage: Eukaryota; Viridiplantae; Streptophyta; Magnoliopsida; Zingiberales; Zingiberaceae. The transcript has 8 exons. The coding region runs from base 145 to 2280 and encodes 711 amino acids.